CAUAUUUACGACGCUUCCACCAUUCGCAUUUCUCACCGAUCUGAGAUUUGGGAUUCUGAUCGGAGAAUUCUCAAAUGACGGCGGUGGCGGCGAUGUCCAGAGGAGGCUCUAGCCUUUCUUAUCCGGAGCGGUUCUACGCGGCGGCCUCCUACGUCGGCUUUGGCGGAUCUCCUACCUCCGCAGCUAAAGGUGUCGCCUCAAAGUUCUCGAAUGAUGCAGCAUUGCUUCUCUACGCUCUCUAUCAGCAGGCAACUGUAGGACCUUGCAACAAUCCUAAGCCUAGAGCUUGGAAUCCCAUUGAGCAUAGCAAAUGGACAAGCUGGAAUGGGCUUGGAAACAUGGCUUCCACAGAGGCUAUGCGGCUCUUCGUCAAAAUAUUGGAGGAAGAAGAUCCAGGAUGGUAUUCGAGAGUAGCAGACUUUGUUGCUGAGCCUGUUAUAGAUGUAGAAAUAAAUCAUAAAACAGAGGCCGUGGCAGCCUUUGAUAAUAGAAAUGUCAUCAUAGAGUCAAAGACUAUUACCACAGAAAAUGGUAGCCUUUCAGAAACCCAGGAUAAAGAUGUUGUGUCUGAAGGACUUGGAUCAGUUAAUGUUUAUGACCAGUGGGUGUCACCUCCUAUAUCUGGCACACGUCCAAAAGCCCGAUAUGAGCAUGGGGCAGCUGUCAUUGAUGAUAAGAUGUAUAUAUUUGGUGGAAACCACAAUGGUCGUUACCUAAGUGAUCUCCAGGUUUUAAAUAUGAGAACCUGGACUUGGUCUAGAGUUGAAGUUCAAGCAGGGACAGGGGGCACCACAACUCCAUGUGCUGGCCAUUCAUUGAUUCCAUGGGAUGGGAAGCUUCUUUCAGUAGCUGGACAUACGAAGGAUCCUUCUGAAAGCUUACAAGUAAAGGUUUUCGAUCUGCAAAGUUGUACAUGGUCCACCUUGAAGACUUAUGGAAAGCCUCCGGUGUCUCGUGGAGGCCAGUCGGUGACCCUUGUAGGAAUGACUUUAGUAAUAUUUGGUGGGCAGGAUGCAAACAGAUCUCUUUUGAAUGAUCUGCACAUUUUAGACUUAGAAACUAUGACCUGGGAUGAAAUGGAGACCGUGGGGGUUUCACCUUCUCCAAGAUCUGAUCAUGCUGCUGCAGUGCAUGCAGAUCGCUACCUUCUUAUCUUUGGUGGGGGCUCACAUGCAACUUGCUUUAAUGAUCUUCAUGUUCUCAACCUUCAAACUAUGGAAUGGUCGAGACCAACACAACAGGGUGAGAUACCUAGCCCUCGUGCUGGCCAUGCAGGUGUCACACUUGGAGAGAGUUGGUUCAUUGUCGGCGGAGGGGACAAUAAGAGUGGAGCCUCUGAGACUGUUUGUCUUAACAUGGCCACAUUGGCUUGGUCAGUUGUUACUAACGUCCAAGGGCGUGUUCCUCUUGCAAGCGAGGGUUCAAGUUUGGUCCUUAGUUCCUAUGGUGGUGAAGAUAUCCUAGUUUCAUUUGGAGGGUAUAAUGGGAGGUACAACAAUGAGGUCCAUGUACUUAAACCAAGUCAUAAAUCAACUCUGCAAUCAAAGAUGAUGGAGAGACCAGUACCUGAUAGUGUAUCAGCUGUUCAAAACUUUACAAAUGCUACCAGAGAUGUAGAGUCGGAUUUAGAAACUGGCCAAGAAGGAAAAAUAAGGGAAAUUGUUAUGGACAAUAAUGAUGCCGAACCAAAGACUACCAAAAUUGAAGAGACAAAUGAUCGUCUUUUAGCUGCCCUCAAGGCAGAGAAAGAAGAAAUAGAGUCCUUGCUCAAUAAGGAGAAAAUGCAGGCACUCAAACUAAAGCAAGGUUUGACUGAAGCAGAAAAACUGACCGCAGACAUGUACAAGGAACUCCAAUCCGUUCGAGGGCAGCUUUUAGCUGAACAAUCAAGAUGCUUCAAACUUGAGGUAGAUGUUGCGGAGCUAAGACAGAAGCUACAGACAAUGGAGAGCUUACAAAAGGAACUCGAAAUCCUGCAGCGACAAAAGGCUGCUUCAGAACAAGCUGCACAAGAUGCGAAACAGAGGCAGGGAUCUGGUGGUGUAUGGGGUUGGCUUGCUGGUUCGCCACCAAACGAAAAUGGUGGUGCAUGAUCUUGAUCUUAGCUUUAUUACACAUUUGAGACUCAUUCUUUCAGUUUCCUUAAAUUACAAGUCUCAUAGUCCAUUCUGAUUUUGGUGCAAAUAAGAUCGUAAGGAUUCUCAGCCACAGAAGAAAAUGUAUGCAUGUCGAACGAAAGUCUAGGUGUGUAGGCUUUAGGAGGUUGUCAAUGCCAUAUUUUGCUUGAUAGUGAGUGUGAUUCUUCUAUUCAACUUAUGUAUACUUAGAAAUGGAUUAUAUGAGUGAAAAUAUACAUAUUUAUUUAUAA
Molecule: messenger RNA, 2368 nt
Organism: Salvia hispanica
Lineage: Eukaryota; Viridiplantae; Streptophyta; Magnoliopsida; Lamiales; Lamiaceae
Product: acyl-CoA-binding domain-containing protein 4
Biological process (GO): lipid transport
Cellular component (GO): cytosol
Molecular function (GO): fatty-acyl-CoA binding; protein binding
Source: RefSeq, a predicted model, not a curated record